Messenger RNA from Daphnia carinata, 2715 nucleotides. Its product is annotated as peroxidase-like. Gene Ontology annotation, biological process: response to oxidative stress. Gene Ontology annotation, molecular function: heme binding; peroxidase activity. The coding region runs from base 100 to 2550 and encodes 816 amino acids. NCBI's taxonomy places the organism in Eukaryota, Metazoa, Arthropoda, Branchiopoda, Diplostraca, Daphniidae. The record is from RefSeq and is a predicted model, not a curated record. The transcript is spliced from 12 exons.
GUAAAGACUAGACAGUGAUAGGGAAACCCAACGACUCCUGCAUAUCCGCCAAACGGGGACUCUUCUGUAGGGCUUCCUCUUGUCUUUUAACAUUAAACAAUGGAAGAUGGCAACAUGGAUCAGAAGAAAACCUUCCAAAUCCACCCUCGAUUUUCACCUGUCAGCACAAACAGUCACGUAGGCAAAGUGAAGCAUUCAUUGUUGAUUGUUAUCAUGCACGAACCACUACAACGCGAUUACGUUGAAGUUAGCACGUCGUCUUACCAGCGAUCCCUAGAAUCGCAUCGCCGUUGGAGAUUAUGCCUGUGGAUUGGACUUGGUUCGACCGCCAUCGUUUGUUCCAUUCUGUUGACCUUGCUCAUAGUUGGUUCUAAACAGCCUCGUUUAGAAUUUAGUACCACAGAAGUCGGAAACACCCCAUUGUUGAGUCUGUCUUUCCCCAUUAAAGAAAGAAGCCACCAGAGGACACGAUCUAACUUCACCCUCCGGCCGGAAAUGGUGUACGAAAGUAUGGCAGAAGCUCGAGAGGAGUUCAAAAGCCGGAAAGCACUGGAAGAGCAGCUCUUCCAUCAGCAGGUUAAUAAAACUGAGCAAACCGCUUCCUCCUACCACCAGCAGGUCACCACACUCAGUCCUGAAAUGCGCAACGUUAGCGAUUCGGCCGUGUUGGCUGAAACAUCCGUCCGUCUCUUGUUGGAAAAAGAACAGAUACCCAUCGAAGAACUCCAAUCCGUUGACGCUAGUCCACUUCUCAAAGAAUGGGUCCAUUGCUCUAUUACGCCUGUCAAGAAAAACUGCCGUCCUGGUGACAAGUUCCGGACUCUUGACGGCUCAUGCAAUAAUUUACAUGCUCCCGAAAAAGGAGCGAUUUUACAGCCAUUCCGCCGUAUCCUCCCGCCUGCCUAUGAUGAUGGAUAUUCAUCUCCGAGAACAAAGUCCGUCUUGGGGAACGAUCAGUUCUUGCUGUCUGCCAGAGAAAUCAGUCGCCGUUUUACCGACAAUGCAGAGCCUGUUGCCAUUGAAACCAAGCUCUCGAUGCUGUUUCUCACAUGGGGCCAAUUUCUCGAUCAUGAUAUGACAAACACUGGAUCGUCAAAAGGAGAAAAUGGAAGUGCCAUCACUUGUUGCGGUCAACGCAAGCAACAUCCAGAAUGCUUUCCAAUUCAAGUUGAUAAAACUGACCCGUUUUACGCAGACAAAGGCGUCCAUUGUCUGGAUUUCGUCCGCUCAGCACCGGCCCCUCAAUGCAGAAUAAAUGGAAGAGAACAGUUUAACCAAGCUUCCGCUUACAUUGACGGGUCAAUGAUUUACGCAACCACUCGUCUUGAAGGAGAUAUUCGAUUAAGAGCGCACGCUAAUGGCAAUAUGAGGGGUAGGUUGUAUCAAGAUGGACGCUGGAUGCUUCCUAUUUCUGCCGAUCCCAAAGACGGUUGCAACCGUGACGAGCUCAUUAAACAAAGCCGUUACUGUUUCAAAGCAGGUGAUGUACGAGUAAACGAACAAAUCGGAUUAACUGCAAUGCAUACUGUUUGGAUGCGUGAGCACAACCGAAUCGCCAAUGAAUUAGCCGACAUGAACAAGGACUGGGAUGACACACGCAUUUAUGAAGAGACCCGGCGCAUUGUCAUUGCUCAACUGCAGCACAUCAGUUAUAAUGAAUUCGUGCCUUUGUUAAUUGGUGAAACAUUGGCAGAGCAUUUGAAGCUGCGACCACUUGCAAGCGACUACGACAGCAGCUACAAUAAGGAAAUUGACGCGGGAAUUUCCAAUGAAUUUUCUACAGCGGCGUACCGUUUCGGCCACAGCAUGUUACAGGGACUAGUGGAACUUUAUGGAGCACAGGGACGGAACAUCGAUUACAUGCAAUUCACGAGAAUUCUUUUCAAUCCGUUCGCUUUGUGGGAUUUCGGAAAAUUAGACGCAGUAGUACGUGGCAAUGCCCAACAGUGUCCCAGAAAAUUAGACACGUCAUUCUCCACUCAAGUUACCAACCACUUGUUCCAACCCGAAAAAUCACAUCAUGGCUUUGAUUUGUUUGCACUAAAUAUACAAAGAGGAAGAGAUCAUGGCCUAGCACCGUAUAACCAGUGGCGUGAAUUGUGCAAUCUCUCGUCCGUAAACGACUGGCCAAGUUUAGAGAAGGAAAUGCGAGCAUCGUCGUUUGUCGUUAUCAAACAAAUUUAUCAAGAUAUCAAGGAUAUUGAUCUCUACGUUGGAAUCUUGUCUGAGAACUCUUUACCAGAAGGAAUUCUUGGCCCGGUUGGCAGUUGUAUUAUUGCCGAUCAAUUCUUGCGCUCGAAAAUUGGCGAUCGUUUCUGGUACGAGACCGACGAUCCUGCCCUCCGUUUCACGUCUGAUCAAUUGAAGGAGAUCCGUAAGACAACUCUUGCUAGAGUGUUGUGCGACAAUGGUGAUGCGAUGGACGCUAUUCAGUUGAAAUCAAUGGAGAUUGUAAGCGAAUCCAAUCCAAGGAAACGUUGCGCUGGUGACGAUUUACCGAGAAUGGACCUAUCCAGCUGGGAGGACGGAUCGUUUUCUAUUUCUGCCUGAAACUAGUCUCAUCAACUUAGUUAGUAGAAAGGCACGGUUUUACGAGUUGACUUGAAACGGAAUGGGAAACAAUCCAACUCCUUCUUUGCCAAAUCUACAAUUAUUUUAGAACAAAAACAUUGAUGCAUUUCAAACCCAUUUAUUACAGAAUUGCCGUUGCACUAC